AGAAGACCAAGGUACUGGGGUAUUUACCGAAGGAGAUAUAACAAUUGGUCUGAACAUGUCAGUCCCAGCAUUCAUCCUUCAUCCCACCAGCAGCAAGAUGGAGAUCCAGCAACAAGUGAUGCCUAUGUGGACACCCAAGUAAGAUACACUCCAUAUGCCAUUCCACGCUAUCACCGGAGAAGCAAUUUUAAGAAACAAGACCAAAGCCACGUUAACACACAAAGAGAGCAAAAGUCUCCAGAGAGGGAAAUGAAGGAGAAGAGGCAGGAUGAGACUUUGGGAAGCUGGUUCAAGAUCACUAUUCCAUUCGGCAUAAGAUAUGAUGAGAAGUGGCUGCUGAAUUUGAUUCAGAAGCGAUGCAGUGUCCCCUUCACUCCAGUCGAAUUUCACUACGAGAAAAUGCAGGCCCAUUUCUUCGUUGAACAUGCCAGCAUUGCCUUCGCAUUGAAGAAUGUCAAUGGCAAGAUUUGGGAUGACGAUAAUGAGAAGAUAUCUGUCUUUGUCAGCCCCUCUGGUGCACCCCACUCUGUGCAGAAGGAGCUGAACUCAGAAAAGGUGGAGCAGACAAAGCUGACCAUGAACAAACUAUAUGAUGUGUCCCAGGAUUCUCUUGACGUCCAAAGAUGCUGCUUUGACCCUGACUUGAUGACCCAUGGUACUGAAACAGCACCGAAUCCAAGAAUCUGCAUGGCUGCCCCCCUGCAGAUAGAUGAAGAGAACAUGUCCAAGGUGAAGUCUGCAGGGGGGUCGGACCAAGGCAAAGGGCUGGAGCCAGAAGAGGUGAACGCAAACAUAAAUCCCCUAUGCACCACCAUCUCAGAUAAGUCAACCAACAUAAGCUCUAUCCUGGAACUGUUCCCCAAGUUAUUAUGCCUGGAUGGCCAGGAGCCACCCCCACCAGCUAACUUUGGUAUUGAAGCCCACAAGAAGUUACCAACCUACAAGGGAAGUGUCUUUGGAUCUGACAUGCUAAGUCUAGUCCUGCAAUUCCUGCAGCAGUACUACUUGAUUUAUGACUCUGGAGAUCGACACUGUCUCCUCUGUGCUUAUCAUGACAAGGCCUGCUUCUCCCUGACCAUUCCCUUCAACCCCGAGGACCCAUCCCCAAGCAGCUUGUUUGAGUACUUCAAUGACAACAGGAAUAUGAAGAAGUUCAAGGACCCAUACCUGCGAGUUCAGCUGCUGAAGCACACAAAACAUGACAUCGUGUGCUCCCUCUGCGUGUUGCCCAAAACUCAGCAUGACCUCAGCUCCUUCGUGGUGGACAUGUGGUUCCAGACGGAAAGGAUGCUCUGCUUCUCUGUCUAUGGUGUGUUCAAGGAAGUGGAAGGAAGGUCUCAGGGUUCUGUGCGUGCCUUCGCCCGGACCUUCAUCACUACCCCUGCCGGCAGUUCCAGUCUAUACAUCAUGAAUGAUGAGCUGUUUGUGAGGGACACCACCCCCAAGGAGUCUCAGAGUGAGUUCUCCAUCCAAGGGCCUACACCCAUCACCAGCUCCCUGCCCACCCUCUCCCAGGAGCAGCAGGAAAUGGUGCAGGCUUUCUCCACCCAGUCUGGGAUGAAUCUCCAGUGGUCUCAGAAAUGCCUUCGUGACAAUGACUGGGUCUACACCAGAGCUGCAGAGGUGCUUGCUCUGCCCAAGGCAUUUUACAACUCCAUCCAAACUAAUAAUUAUUCAGAUAAAGGAACUGAAGUUAAAAGGUACACGUCCAUCACAGAAUGGCGGAUACUGCGGGGUCUGAGUGAUCCUUAUGGGAAUGACUUAGAGGGCCGAACUGACAGAGCAGCCAUCAUCUAG
This is a messenger RNA of Pteropus alecto (black flying fox), 1797 nucleotides long. RefSeq names its product nuclear RNA export factor 3 (gene NXF3). The coding region runs from base 250 to 1797 and encodes 515 amino acids. Lineage: Eukaryota; Metazoa; Chordata; Mammalia; Chiroptera; Pteropodidae. The record is from RefSeq and is a predicted model, not a curated record. Gene Ontology annotation, cellular component: cytoplasm; nucleus. Gene Ontology annotation, biological process: poly(A)+ mRNA export from nucleus. Gene Ontology annotation, molecular function: protein binding; RNA binding. The transcript is spliced from 20 exons.